AUGUUGACGCUGACUCCUGCCGUCACCGUGUCCUAUGAAGUCAAGGGUGUAUUUCUGGUCCUUUCAGUCCUGGAGUUUGCAGUGGGCAUCCUGGCCAAUGCCUUCAUUUUCUUGGUGAAUCUCUGGGAUGUGGUGAGGAGGCAGCCGCUGAGCAGCUGUGACCUUGUGCUGCUGGGUCUCAGCCUCACCCGGCUCUUCCUGCAAGGGCUGCUGUUCCUGGAUGCCAUCCAGCUUACCCACGUCCAGCAGAUGAAAGACCCACUGAACGUCAGCUACCAAACCAUCAUCAUGCUCUGGAUGAUCAUAAAGCAAGCCAGCCUCUGGCUGGCCACCUGCCUCAGUCUCCUCUACUGCUCGAAGAUCGUCCGUUUCUCAUACACCUUCCUGGUCUGCUUGGUGUGCUGGAUCCCCAGGAAGCUCCCCCACAUGCUCCUGGGUGCUCUCCUGAUCUCCUGUGUCUGCAUCGCCUUCUGUCUGUGGGACUAUUUUAGUAGGCCUGGCCUCAUCGUCGUGGCUACAGGAGUCAUGAACCACAGCAAGGAACUCAAUGUGCAAAUCGUACAACUCCAUUUCUUCCAUUCCUUCCUCAUCUGCAGCCUGGGGGCCAUCCCCCCUUUCCUCAUUUUUGUCAUUUCUUCUGGGGUGUUGAUUGUCUCCCUGGGGGGGCACCUGAGGACAAUGAGAGCCAUAACCAGAGACUCACGAGACCCCAGCCUGGAGGCCCACAUCAGAGCCCUCAAGUCUCUGGCCUCCUUCCUCUGCCUCUACGUGGUGUCGUUCUGCGCAGCCCUGGUGUCGGUGCCUUUACUGAUGCUGUGGAAGCACAAGCUGGGGGUGAUGGUCUGUGUGGGGGUCAUGGCCGCCUGUCCCUCAGGACACUCAGUCAUCUUGAUCUCAGGCAACCCCAAGCUGAGAAGAGCUUUGGGGGCCAUUCUACACUGGGCCCAGAGCAGCAGAUGGGGCAGCAUGGACCUCAGGACACCAAAUCCCUGCUGA
Molecule: messenger RNA, 996 nt
Organism: Talpa occidentalis (Iberian mole)
Lineage: Eukaryota; Metazoa; Chordata; Mammalia; Eulipotyphla; Talpidae
Gene: TAS2R38
Product: taste 2 receptor member 38
Exons: 1
Coding region: 1-996 (331 amino acids)
Biological process (GO): detection of chemical stimulus involved in sensory perception of bitter taste; sensory perception of taste; G protein-coupled receptor signaling pathway
Cellular component (GO): membrane
Molecular function (GO): G protein-coupled receptor activity; bitter taste receptor activity
Source: RefSeq, a predicted model, not a curated record